Messenger RNA from Rhea pennata, 1252 nucleotides. RefSeq names its product ephrin A4 (gene EFNA4). The record is from RefSeq and is a predicted model, not a curated record. The transcript is spliced from 6 exons. Gene Ontology annotation, molecular function: ephrin receptor binding. The coding region runs from base 1 to 630 and encodes 209 amino acids. NCBI's taxonomy places the organism in Eukaryota, Metazoa, Chordata, Aves, Rheiformes, Rheidae. Gene Ontology annotation, biological process: ephrin receptor signaling pathway; axon guidance. Gene Ontology annotation, cellular component: plasma membrane.
AUGCGCCCCGCGCCGCUGCUCGGGCUCCUGCUCUGGGCGCCGCUGCUCUGGGCGCCACCGCCGCCGGUGCGCGGCCUCCGACACGGCGUCCACUGGAACGGGAGCAACCCCAGGUUCCUGCGGGACGACUACACCAUCCAGGUGGCCAUCAAUGACUACCUGGACAUCUACUGCCCACACUACGAGGGGCCGGUGCCCGCCGGCCAGGCAGAGACCUUCACGCUGUUCAUGGUGGACCACGAGGGCUAUCGUAGCUGCUACGAGACCCCUGGGGCCUUCAAGCGCUGGGAGUGCAACCGGCCCUACGCGCCCUUCGGGCCUGUCCGCUUCUCAGAGAAGAUCCAGCGCUUCACGCCCUUCUCGCUCGGCUUCGAGUUCCAGCCUGGGGAGACCUACUACUACAUCUCUGUGCCCAGCCCCGAGAGCGCCGGGCGGUGCCUGAAGCUGCGAGUCUCCGUCUGCUGCAAGGCCACGACACUGAAGCCAGUGACGGAGGUUCCCAACUCUCAGCCUCGCGGGCGAGGGGGGCCGGAGAGUGUGGUGCCGCCUGGGCGUAGCACGGCCCCAGCCUCGCUCCAGCCUCACGCCCCGUGCCUGGCUCCCGUCCUCCUCGCCCUGCUCUGGAUCUGACCCCCUGGCGCCUGCGGUCAGCGGACGGCUCCUCCGCAAUACCAGACACUUGCAAACAUUCCUGUGACCCCACCGAGAGGCUGAGCCCGGCCCCCCUGGGCCAUGACUCACCUGCUGGACCCCAUGGAGCCCGGCCGGGGCCAGGAGCUCCUGGCGGGAAGGGACAUUGUUUCAUUGCCGACGUUCCCGAGCGCUGGCCCCGACGGCUGCCCUGCCCCGGCACUGGGCGCCUGCAGCUCCUGCGGUGCCUGCACUGCUCCUGGGGCUGCCACCUCAGCUCGUGCCUUCCCCUGCGGACGCCCUGCUCUGCGGGGCCCCGAUGGGACCUGCAAGCCCUGACGGACACCGACCAAAUCUUGUCCCUGAGGAUGGAGCCUGGCCCCAGCAGCCCUGCGCACCCUCACCUCGUCCUCCAGCGAGGACACUGAUCUGUCUUCCGCGAAGACGCUCCCCUCUUUGUGCUGUUUACCUGUUCGUACGGUUUGGUUUUGAUCCCUGUUAGUGACUGAUCCAAGCAAUAUAGAGUUUGCAAGAUGGCCUUGCCCCUGGGCCGUGCAGCCCCAGCCCUGGUGGGUGCCCUGGGGGGAGCAGGCACAGGGGGGUGUGCUGAGGGAUCACCACU